UAUGACCAAUCCACAAUGCGUCUCCAUAACAACGGGUGUUCAAUUUCUUGUAGGUACAGGAGAAAGAGGGAAAAUCUGGUUGAAAGGACAGCAAUUUCUCGUUUGCCGACUAAAUGGGGUUUAUUUCAGGCUUACUGUUAUCGCUCAAAGCUUGAUGGAACAGAACAUAUAGCAGUUGUAAAGGGGGAAAUUGGAAAUGGUCAAGAAGUCCUAGUAAGGGUUCACUCUGAAUGUUUGACAGGGGAUAUUUUUGGGUCAAGGCGAUGUGAUUGUGGAAAUCAGUUAGACCUGGCAAUGCAGUUAAUUGAGCAAGCCGGCAGGGGAGUUGUUCUCUAUCUCCGGGGCCACGAAGGGAGGGGUAUUGGCCUAGGUCACAAGCUUCAGGCCUAUAACUUGCAAGACCAAGGCCAUGACACUGUGGAAGCCAAUCUUCAGCUUGGUUUUGCAGCAGAUGUACGCGAAUAUGGGAUAGGUGCACAGAUACUACGUGACAUCGGAAUUCGUACCAUGCGCCUAAUGACUAACAACCCGGCCAAGUUCAUCGGUCUGAAGGGCUAUGGUUUGGCAGUUGUUGGACGGGUUCCAGUUUUGACUCCCAUCACCGAGGAAAACAAGAGGUAUUUGGAAACUAAGAGAGCAAAGAUGGGGCAUAUCUAUGAAUCCGGCGAACGAGGACUAUUGGAUGCAUUUAUUAACCCAGAUAUUGAUGAAAAUGAUCCUCCUGAGGAAAACCAGAGAAAAUGAAUGAUCACUUUGGUUUCAUAUAAAAGCUCCUCUCCACUUUGUGGUUUUCUGGGUCCUUUUUUUCGUUUUUAUGAAAUAGUCAUUGUUGAAAAUCAUUGAUCUUCUGUAUGUAUUUACUGCAGAAAUUUAUUUGAUCACUUCAGGUUCACAGAUACAAAAGAGAUAAUAAAUCCUCUCGGGGAAUGUUACCACGAA
Messenger RNA from Coffea arabica (coffee), 939 nucleotides. NCBI's taxonomy places the organism in Eukaryota, Viridiplantae, Streptophyta, Magnoliopsida, Gentianales, Rubiaceae. The record is from RefSeq and is a predicted model, not a curated record.